Molecule: messenger RNA, 2415 nt
Organism: Nerophis lumbriciformis (worm pipefish)
Lineage: Eukaryota; Metazoa; Chordata; Actinopteri; Syngnathiformes; Syngnathidae
Product: protocadherin beta-16-like
Biological process (GO): homophilic cell-cell adhesion
Cellular component (GO): plasma membrane
Molecular function (GO): calcium ion binding
Source: RefSeq, a predicted model, not a curated record
CGGGCAGGCAGAACAAUGAGACGGCAAGUACUGUUCAUGUUCAUCUUCUACCUCGACUCCGUGAUAGGGCAGGUCACCUAUUCCAUUCCGGAGGAAAUGGCAAAAGGCUCUUUAAUAGGUAACAUUGGUCGAGAUUUGGGUUUAGACGUCAAAAGGCUGAAGACUGGAAAAGCCCGCAUUUACACGGGAGACAGCGCUCAAUAUAUCGAGCUGAAUAGAGAGCGUGGAGUCCUCCUUGUCAAAGAAAAAAUGGACCGCGAGGUGCUUUGCAAGCAAACGACGCCUUGUGCUUUGCACUUCCAAAUUACACUUGAAAAUCCGUUGGAAUUAUUCCCGAUCACGGUGGAAAUCACGGACAUCAACGACAAUGCACCAGAAUUCCAAAAAGACGAGAGAAAAUUUGAAAUAAGCGAAACUGCCGUCGUGGGUUCUAAAUUCAUGCUUGAAAAAGCGUUUGAUGCUGACGUAGGACGGAAUGGUUUGCAGAAAUACACCCUGAAGCCGAGCGACAAUUUUAUACUUAAGCUGCACAGUCAUUCGGACAGCAGCAAAAAAGUCGAAAUGAUUUUGCAAAAGCCGUUAGACAGAGAAAAACAAGAGCACUUAUCUUUAGUUCUAACGGCCGAGGAUGGAGGAGAACCACAGCUGACGGGAACAAUGCAGAUCCACAUCACUGUUCUGGAUGUAAAUGACAAUGCGCCAGUAUUCAGCAAGGCUGUUUACAAAGCAAGCAUCACUGAGAAUUCACCUAUAGGGACCCUCAUUACUAAAGUGAGCGCGACAGAUGCAGAUAAGGGCGCAAAUGGAGAAGUGAUGUAUGUAAUAGGAAACAGCCCAGCAGUGUCAAAGUUAUUUCACAUUAAUAGGGAGGGCGACGUCAUUCUAAAUGGUCAAAUAGAUUAUGAAAAAGAGAAAAAUUACCAUAUCGACAUCGAAGCUAUUGAUCAAGGGGGGCUUUCUGAUUCCAGCAAAAUUAUUAUUGAUGUCAUUGAUGUAAAUGACAACAGCCCUAUUGUGAAUACGAUUUCUUCAUCUGGCUCAGUACCUGAAGAUGCCCCAAUCAAAACUGUGAUAGCUUUAAUGAGCGUCAGUGACCCUGAUUCUGAAUCUAACGGGCAGGUCAAUUGCAUAAUAGGUGAAAAUAUUCCAUUUGCAAUUAAAAUAACAUCCAAUAAUUUCUAUAGUUUAGUGACAGACAGUGAUUUAGACAGAGAGAGUUCGUCUGAGUAUAAUAUCACAGUGACAUGUUCAGAUGAGGGGGUGCCAUCCCUUUCCAGCAGCAUCACUCUCAAUUUGCACAUCUCAGAUGUGAAUGACAACACACCUGUUUUUGAGAGGCUCUCAUACGAAGCCACCGUUGUAGAAAACAACACACCAGGUCUUUCUGUAUUCACUGUAAAGGCCAGUGAUGCUGAUUGGAACCAGAACGCUCGCAUUUCUUACAUUCUGGAGGACUCCUCUGUUAAUGGAGUGCCAAUCUCCUCAUACGUGUCUGUUAGUGCUGAGAGUGGUGUCAUCCAUGCAGUUCGUUCUUUUGACUACGAGCAACUCAGAGAGUUCCACUUCCACAUCAGAGCUCAGGAUGGCGGCUCCCCUCCCCUGAGCAACAACGUGAGUGUGGCCAUCCUGAUCCAGGAUGCCAAUGACAACGGCCCUCAGGUCCUCUACCCAGUCCAGACAGGCGGCUCGGUGCUGGCUGAAAUGGUUCCUCGUUCGGCAGACGUGGGCUACCUUGUGACUAAAGUGGUGGCUGUGGACGUGGACUCUGGACAGAAUGCCUGGCUCUCUUAUAAAGUGCACAAAGCAACAGACAGGGCGCUGUUUGAAGUGGGCCUCCAUAAUGGAGAAAUAAGAACCGUCCGCCAAGUGACUGAUAAAGAUGCUGUCAAACAAAGGCUGAGUGUUGUAGUGGAGGACAACGGGCAGCCUUCUCGUUCAGCUACAGUCAUUGUUAAUGUUGCAGUGGCAGACAGCUUCCCUGAAGUGCUGUCAGAGUUCACUGACUUUAGCAUGCACGACAAGGAGUACAAUGACAAACUGACUUUUUACUUAGUGUUGGCUCUUGCUGUGGUCUCCUUCCUUUUUAUCACAUGCUUGCUGCUUAUUAUAUCAGUCAAAGUGUACAGAUGGAGACGGUCUCGCAUCUUGUACCACUCCAACCUGCCUGUCAUACCGUAUUAUCCGCCACGCUAUUCGGAUACUUUGGGGACAGGGACUCUCCCCCACGUUUACAACUACGAGGUGUGCAGGACUACUGACUCCAGGAAAAGUGACUGUAAAUUGAACAGGGCUGGUAGUCACAACGUCCUUGUGAUGGACCCUAGUUCUACAGGGACCAUGCAAAAGAUAUUCAGAGAAAAGAACAUCCUGGAUGAACCUGACUCUCCUUUUGAGGUUGGUUACUUUUGCUUUUAA